AAAGAGUCACUUUUCUUUCCUGCUUUCGACUUGUGUCGGAACACACGGUCUCUCAAUGAAGACUCGAGUCCUAAUAAAGCUCCGAUUCAAAAUGAAUUAAAAUAAGAUCUUUAAGUCUUUCGGAGAUUGUUUUAAUGAAUUUGAAGACUGACAAAUGCACGAUGGUCUUCUACUUUUUCAUUAAUAAAAUAUCUGACGAAAAAGUUUAUGAAAAGUGACUCUCUAAGUGGGACACCCUAUAUAGCGCGUUUAUGCUCGAUAACUUCCGGGAACGCGAGUGAUAUGGUGAAUCAAAAGGAAUUCGUAGUUCAACCGGGCGUGGAGUUCGCGAUCGGCGCCCUGGCGGCGGUGGGCGCCGGCUUCUUCACGAACCCCAUGGACGUGGUGAAGGUGCGGCUGCAGUUGCAGGGUGAGCUGGAGGCCCGGGGCUCGUACACGAAGAUCUACAAGAACACCCUGCACGCCGCGUAUCUCAUAGCCAAGCACGAGGGCGUGCUGGCCCUGCAAGCGGGUCUCGUGCCCGCGCUCGCCUUCCAGGUGGUGCUCAACGGCAUCCGCCUGGGUGUGUACAAGUCCGCUCAGAGGUACGAGCUGAUCGUCGACAAGCGAGGUAACACCGAUGUCCUGCGGACCACCCUGGUGUCCGGCACGGCCGGCUGCCUCGGCGCCGUCCUCGGCAGUCCGUUGUAUUUGGUCAAGACGCAGUUACAGGCGCAAUCCGCGAAAACCAUCGCCGUAGGCUACCAGCACAAUCACUCAGGUUCGUGGGACGCCUUCAGGUUCCUGUGGAUGGAGGGUGGCAUCACGGCUCUAUAUCGAGGAUGGAACGCCAACAUGCCGCGCGUAUUCGUUGGCUCGGCGACGCAGCUGACCACCUUCGGAUUAGCGUCGGACUGGCUGCGCUCGUUAAAUAUAUUUCCAGAUCGCCCGAUACUGCUGACCUUCUUGGCCUCCGUGAUCGGAGGUAGUUGCGUAGCCAUCACCAUGCAGCCGUUCGACGUCCUGGCCACGCGAUUGUACAAUCAACAGACAGACGCCAACGGAAAAGGUACCCUGUACAAAGGACUCGGGGACGCGCUCAUCAAGAUAUUCCGUACUGAGGGUCUGACCGGUCUGUACAAAGGAACGUUCCCAACGUGGUUGAGGAUAGCGCCGCAUACGGUUCUGUGCCUGGUAUUUUACGAGCAGCUAGAUCAACUAUACAGCAAUUUUAGAACACGACCCAAUUGAUGCUAGUUGCAAAUUUGUAUAAAUUAUAUGUAUUUACUAUAGGUAUGUAUGUGCGCAGCGAAAAUUUUGUAAGAUUUUUCAAGAACGUUGAAUAUUAAAUAUUGCAACUCUUCGAAUAAAUUGAUGUUACGUAUUGGCA
This is a messenger RNA of Temnothorax curvispinosus, 1369 nucleotides long. Its product is annotated as solute carrier family 25 member 35-like. The record is from RefSeq and is a predicted model, not a curated record. The transcript has 5 exons. Lineage: Eukaryota; Metazoa; Arthropoda; Insecta; Hymenoptera; Formicidae. Bases 208 to 1230 code for a protein of 340 amino acids.